ACAAGUCCUUAAUGGGAGAACAACAUUGGUAGCAAAUUCGUAUAAAUAGGGUACGAACCAUUCCAAAUUCAUCACACUUCCCUUUCCGUUCUUUGCAUCAGCAGUCCUUUUCCUCGAAUCAACAUGAAGUUCUCGGCAUCAGCAGCUUUGAUCUUGCUAGUUUGCGUGGUCUACGUUUCCGGUUAUGGGACCCAUCGACCAACGACUCAUCGUCCAACUCAUUACCCAACACGUCCAACUUACCGUCCAACUUACCGCCCAACUCACCGCCCAACUCACCGCCCAACCCAUCGUCCUACCCAUCGUCCAACCUAUCGCCCAAUGAAAAAUCUCGGCAACUCCAAUGUCAACAUCAACGACAACAAGAACAGCAAUGUUAACAUCGCUUCGCUUUUAUCCGAACUGUUCGGACACCAGGAGGAUGAAUUUCCUUGCACUAUCGGCGAUCUCUGUUACGAGAAAAAAAAUUUGAUCAAAUCAAGCGCUGCUGCCGUCGACGCUAAAACGACCGCGGAACCAACUAAAACGGUCGUGGAAAAAGACGCUGCUCCUGCCGCCGCCCCAGCCGCCGCUCCUGUUGUCAUUCCUGCCGCUCCAGCUGUCGAUGUCAACUUUGAUCAGUUCGCCAACUUCGCAGAUUUCCAAGAACCUAUCUUUGGGGAUUCUGCUGAAUUUGAUGGAAGUGACGAUGACUUUUUUGCUUAACUUUCUUUUGGAAAUGGCGACUGCUGACCCAGCUAUAUCAGACAUCUUUUAGGCGUUUGAUAUCUAUGACGACUUUAAACUUUAAUACUUUCUAUAUUUUGGUAAUUUCGGCAAUUAACUACUGCGUAAACUUCCCUUAUACACCCCACUGACUUUUCAUGUCAAUCCUACAACAUUUUAUGGGGACGAUAUGUUAAUUCAGUUAUACUUUACCCAAGAAAAAGAAUACACUCAAAGAAUGAAA
This is a messenger RNA of Daphnia pulicaria, 949 nucleotides long. Its product is annotated as probable hemoglobin and hemoglobin-haptoglobin-binding protein 3. The transcript has 2 exons. NCBI's taxonomy places the organism in Eukaryota, Metazoa, Arthropoda, Branchiopoda, Diplostraca, Daphniidae. Bases 124 to 705 code for a protein of 193 amino acids. The record is from RefSeq and is a predicted model, not a curated record.